Salmo salar (Atlantic salmon) is the source of this 3164-nucleotide messenger RNA. RefSeq lists its product as uncharacterized. NCBI's taxonomy places the organism in Eukaryota, Metazoa, Chordata, Actinopteri, Salmoniformes, Salmonidae. The record is from RefSeq and is a predicted model, not a curated record. Gene Ontology annotation, molecular function: DNA-binding transcription factor activity, RNA polymerase II-specific; RNA polymerase II cis-regulatory region sequence-specific DNA binding. Gene Ontology annotation, biological process: regulation of transcription by RNA polymerase II.
UACUUUUUUUGUGUUGUGACAAGGUGCUGGUGUAAACAGUUACCAAUAACAAUUUCAUCGUUAGAGUUUUACUUUAGACGUUUAUUAACACCCUGGAACUCAAAAUAUGAAUACUUUAACUGUAUAACAAUAUAUACAUACCCCAUGCCGUGUUUAAUUCGCGUUUGAGACAGGACUUGCUUGAUAUAUGUUAUCUAGGUAACGCUAGCUAGCUGCUUAGCUAACAAUGGCUAACUGUAUGGGUUUUCACACUCAAAUAGCCUCCAUCAUGGAGGUGCUAGCGAAUGCAGCAGUGGCAGAGAUCUGUAAAGUCGUAGACGACGACUAUGCAGUGUUUCGUUUGGAAAUAACUCAAAGCCAGAAAGAAAACAGGGCAUUGAGGAGGAAACUACAGCUACUGGAACUGAAGGUGGCACGGGAGCGCAUCCUCGCCAGAAGUGUCAAGAUCCUCGACCGAUACAGAGGAAUGGCAAGAGGUGAAGGACAUCUCACUGGAGGCCACAGGAGCUUUGUGAAGCCAGCGGGACACAAUACAUGGAGAGAUGACCAACCAAUCACUGUUGAUGAGGGGAGUGGAACCUCAACCCAUCACGUUAUCAUGAUAGAGUCUGCAGGUCCUGGGGUCAAGCAUGAGAGGUCUGAACGAGCGGAUGAGCCACAACACAGCAGAGACAUUCAGACUGUAGCAGCGGCUGGAGUGACGACCCCUGUAGCCACUGAGGACCUUGCCACCGCCGUGCCCCAGCCCAGGACCCGAUGCAGCAUCACGGAGGAGGAGGAGGGUCCAGAGGUGCUGCUGGUGAAGGAGGAGGGGUGUGAGGAGGGUCUGGGGAACCCUGAGGGGAACAUGGUCAUGGAGGACAACCAGACUACACCUCCUCCUGAACCCACAGAGGAACCAGCUGAGCAGCACAGGACCAAACAUAGUCUCACUGAGUCAGUAGACAUGGAGGAUGGGAAGCCUGAUCUGCUGAUAGUCAAAGAGGAGACAAUAGAAGAUGGACCAGAGAGCGUUGAUCAGCUGAGUGAACUAAAGAUGGGGGAGCAAGGUGGUUGGCUGGAGGCUAACAGUGAAGACUGGGCGGCCAUCUUGGAUUCCCAGACUGGUGCAGCCAAGGGCUCAGGGGACGACAUCACUGAGCAGGCCAGGACUAGAGGCGACAUAGUGGAGAUCAGUGGAUGGGACAGCGUCCUCAACUCUGGGCUGGGGAACAACACUGUUAACCACAACCAGAAACAGACAGUUGAACACAAAACAACCAAACUCAGUCUCCAUGACAACAGACUGGCUGAGACCAGGGCAAGGUGUAGAUUUGGUCUGCAGGGACGGGGAGGUGUCCGUAUGCGGCAGGAGAGAACAGACACAGACUCUGCUAGCGAUGCUCCGUCCUGCUCCUAUAGUUGUGAUUCAGAGAGACUGAUGGUGCCUCAGGUUAACCCCCUAACAGUUGCUGCCUUCAGCCUGCCUUCUGUAGGAUCUAUCAACUGGAACAUGGACCCUGCAACACAGACACUCCCUGGCCUUCGUCCUCCUCACAAUCUCCUUAUGUUAAACCAGACCUCAGACAAUGCCAGUGCCUCAACACUAAAUGGCAACACCAGCCCAUUGACAAAUGACAGUAGUAGUAACGCUAUCAGCAGAUCUGGUGGCAAAGAGAAGCGCUUCCCGUGUUCAUUCUGUGGUAAAGCCUUCAGUUUCCCCAAACAGGUGGAGAUCCACCAGAGGAUGCACACAGGAGAGAAACCAUUCAGCUGUCAUCUUUGCCGGGCCAGUUUCUCCCAGUUGUCCAACCUGAAGAGGCACCAGAGGGUCCACACAGGAGAGAAGCCUUACAGCUGCCCCCAGUGUGAGAAGAGGUUCUCCCAUCAGCACCAUCUGAAGAUACACCAGAAGGUCCACAUGGGGUAAAGGCCUGUACGCACUGGGGAAAGAGUGUUCUCGGAGAGGAGUUCUCAGGAUACACCAGCAGAAAAUGCACACGGACAAUGUAUAGAUCCCGUCUAAUGCCUGCUGACUGGGUUCAUAGAAAGCCUGGACCUGGGUCUAGCCUUCCUCAGCUACCUCAUGGUUACCCCACAAAUACAGACAGGGUCCGGAUUUGUGUUCACAAGAGGUACCUAGCCUAUAACACAGCACACAAUCCCAACCACACCCAAACAAUGGCUAGAGGUCAAGGAGGGAGCUCAAAGACUAACCACCUGAGGCUGGCUCCUGCUUCUACCUCCUCUGGCGUCAUUGGGUCACAACGUGGGAGGCUGAGCAUGAGGACGGAUGCUGACAAGCCGUACGCCUGCCUCAGGUGUGGGAAGCGCUUCGCUAAGACAAAAUAUAUGAAGCAGCACCAGAAUGUUCACACUAAGGAGGCCUUUCAAGUGCAAGCUGUGUUACAAGAGCUUCUCAUACCUCAGUAGCCUUAUUAGACAUAGGAUUGUCCACAAUGGGGAGAAAUCGUAGCAGUGUGGCUUGAGAUAUACACAAGGGAUAUCUGGGAACUAUUCUUUAGCUGUUAUAGUCAUCAUGUGAAGUGUCUUGGGGUAAGACGGUAAUUAACCAUAUAACAUUCAUUAAACCUUCGUUAACUUGUCAUUUAAAAUAGGCUUGUGUACCUGUUUUGAGAGAGACUAGGUUAGAAUAAGGACAGUUUAAUUUUUACCUUACUGAGGUGAUGUAGAUGGAAUCAAGUGAUGAUAUUAUUUUCUAUUCUAACACACUCUUCUUUCUAAACUAGUCUGCUCUCUGCUUGAAAGGUACUGAUCAUAGGAAAUUUGAUGUGUAACGUAAUAAGCAGUACCGCAUUUCAAAGAACAGCAUACGUCACUUUUUCAUUUAACCACACCCUUUGAGCUAUGACGCCAACCAAUAAGAUACUUUCUCUUCAGUGUAACGGAAGUGGGUGUGGCUAGGCGACAUGGUGGAAGCGGGUGUGGAACUGAAAUCGAAUGGCGGUGGAGAAAAGGAUGAGUGGACUUUUGUCCAAAAGAAUGGGAUAAGGAGAAAAACUGUUGUGGAAAAUAUGUCUAGUUCUGAUCGUAUCUGGUAGGACUGCGGUUUUUGGAAAAACAAUGUAUGCCAGACUUGGUGAAUCCGUUAACAUUUAGUGUGUUUCUGCUGAUCAGAAAAGGCGUGUCUCACCGGAAUUUAUGAAUAUAAUCUGUUGCAUUGA